AGGGAUGCUGCAAUACUCGUGUACAGAGAGCAACACAACAUACGCUUCAAGUGUCAGGAUUUCAAUUUAGUGCGAAUUUUUUUCCCUUCGGAAAUGUUUACGUUGCAGAUAAUUGCAGCUGUGGGAUUGAUCUCCGUGUCAAUUGACGCUCAGUUCUACAUGAGGCCAAGACCUUUCAGUCGCAGCAUUCCGUGCGAAGAGGUAGGACCACCUCAAGGCAAUUCCCAACAAAUUCCAAUUGCCUGUGCAUUUGGAAUUGCUGAUGAAAAAUUAGGAAGUGAAGACUCGAAUCCACUUUACGUCAGAGUUUCUUCUCCGAUAUCUUAUACGCCCCUCAGAAAGACCUCGUCUUUAGUUUAUGUUGCGCCGCCGAUUAUUAAAUCCUCCGGGUCUGUUAUUCCACAUCACAAUAAUCAACAACACCAGGAAUACCCCAGAUAUUCCUUCAACUAUGGGGUCCUUGAUGGUUACACAGGGGACACGAAAUCUGCGUGGGAGGAAAGAGACGGUGACACUGUGAAGGGAGAAUAUUCCGUGGUGGAGGCAGACGGUUCGAUAAGAACUGUCACCUACACAGCAGACGAUAUCAACGGUUUCAAUGCUGUAGUAUCUAAAUCAAAGCCCCCAAAACGUCCACCUUCCAUCGAAAGCGUCAAGAGGUUCCUUCCCCUAGUGGGCGGCGAGUUCCACAGCAUCAGACUAAAAAAAUAGAGGACAACCUCCUAUUUUGUAUUAAUUACGGAUUUAUCUCGGAAACUAUCCAUUUAUCGAGAAAAUCUUAAAAGACAUUUAUUGUCGACAUUUAGAUUUCCAGGAAAAAAGGUCUCUUGGUAUUUUCUCCUGAAAUCAAUGGUUUUCUCUAAAUAAUAUUGUAAAGUGCUGCGUCCAGCACAUUUUUUAUAAUAUUUUUUAUAAUUACCAAUUAAUCUAGUAGAAUUCUUCGAUAAUAAUGAAAAAUUCUUCUGGAUUUGUCUCGAGCAUUCAGGGGAUGAAAAGACUCAAUAAGAAAAGAAUGUAUUUAUUAAAUUCACGAUUGAGUAAUGGAGUUCUGACAGUUAUUUACAAGUAAUUAAUUACGGCAUUUAUCUAGUGAUAAUGAAAUUGUAAAUUUAAAUCGAGUGAAUUUCACAGUCACGUAACGAUUCU
Fopius arisanus is the source of this 1146-nucleotide messenger RNA. Its product is annotated as cuticle protein 21-like. The record is from RefSeq and is a predicted model, not a curated record. Gene Ontology annotation, cellular component: extracellular matrix. The transcript has 4 exons. Bases 94 to 711 code for a protein of 205 amino acids. Lineage: Eukaryota; Metazoa; Arthropoda; Insecta; Hymenoptera; Braconidae.